UCCAAACAAGCUGUAAAAGUAACAUACUAUAUUACAGUUUAGAGUUCGAAAUUUCGAAACAGCUUCUCAAAGAAGGAAGAGAUGGCGGGAAGUGAUUCUUAGAAGCAAUUCCUAACUCUAAAUUCUAAUCCGCGACUUUGCAUCUGAAAAAUCUGAAGGAGAGCGAAGAAUAAUAAAUCUGAAGAAAUGAAGUCAAAAGCUUCAAUUGGAUCUUGAAAUUGCAAAUGCUGAGUUUGAAGAGGCAAAAUAUCAGAAGGAGUUUGCUGAGCAAGAGCUCAAAAGCUACGAGGUUGAAUUAGCCAGGAAUGAAUUUGCUAUUCAAGCCCUAGAGGUUUUCAAUUUCACUCGUAUUUGAAUUCGCUGAUAUUUACUGGUUAACUUUUUAAGCUAAUAAAAAACAUAUUUAAUUAGCUGAAUGUUGUAUGGGUUCGAAUUUGGUCAAUCACGUCUCAAUGGUAGCAGGACCAACCAUUAGGUAUCAACGUGUCGGUAUAGGGGGAAGAGGCGACCCAGGAAGGAAAGGAGAGACGUCCUCGCGUCGUCGUCGGUUCCGUUAUAAAAUAUACUUUUCCUUUUGUCGUUCCUGUAAUGAGUAAAGGAUCCUCCAUUAUCCAGGUCUUGUAAUUGUGGGAUCCUUUUAGAGAAACAAGAAAUACAAAUCCUCUCUCUUUUUCUCUCUAUUCUUUAUCUUUCUACUUAUCUAUCUCUUCUACUGUGGCAAGUCCAUCCUCCUAAAAACUAUGUUAGGGUUUAUUAUUUUCGACUACCAUUUACCCCUUCAUCUUUUUGAUUGAUUUGCUUAAAAAUAGUUAACAUCUUUUGAGUCAAACAAUUUGGCGCCGUCUGUGGGGAUUUCCAUAGUCAAAAUCAUAGUUCUCAUCUAGGAUAUCAAAAGCAACGAUCACUAUUCUUCAUACCCCAUAAGAACCAACAAUGGCGGAAAAAGAAGCAAGGUUGAAAAUGAUAGCAGAUGUCUCAAACAACCUCUUAGGCUCUCUCGACGAAGCCAAUAAGGAAGAUACCGAGAAUAUAACACCAAGCGGUACACCGGAGGGGGAAAUCUCACCCUCUUCGCACGUGGAUAUGACAGUCUUGCGUGAGAGAGGAGUUUCCACGUCUACGGCGAAAGAAACACCACCAGCAAUCAAAAAGCUGCUAGAGGAAUGGUUGACGAGCGCCCUAAGCAACAUGCUCGAGAAACCCCCUCAGGGAAAUGCCGAAGAUUCACCAACGGCGGAAAUCGCAAUCAUCACAGGCGAGCCGGGCCCUACACGAACGAGCAACACCCGCACUGUCAUCGACGCAGGUGGUGAUGCACUCGCAACUAUCCUAAAGAAAAUGGAAGAAAUGGAAAAUGAGAACAAAGUGCUUCUUGAUCAAAUGAAAGAGCACCAGGAAAGGGUCGACAAAAUACCUGGCGCCCCCAAGCUGCUACCAAAACGCGAUGUGGGAAGGUUUGUCGAGCAACCGUACAGUGAGGAGGCUGCUCCUUACACCAUCCCUAAAACCUUCAAAAUGCCACCAUACUUGAAAAUAUACGAUGGGACCACGGAUCCAAAAGAUCAUCUAAUCCAUUACGUCACCGCGGUAAAAGGCAAUGACCUGUCAAAAGAACAAGUGCCAUCCGUACUGAUGAAAAAGUUCGGUGAGACUUUGACAGGAGGGGCAUUAACAUGGUAUUCACAGUUACCAGCACGGUCGAUAUCGACGUUCGAGGAAAUGACAGAUAAAUUUGCCACCGCUCAUGCAGGAGCAAAGAAGGCUGAAGCUAGGUCAACGACAUCUUCGCCAUCGGGCAAACAGCGGACGAGGGACUCCGAGACUUCCUGGUCGAUUGAUGAUAUUCUGAACGUGAAAAGAACAAAGAGGCAGAAACUCGAGAUGGCUUCAUUGAGAAAAUGCGUGAACUCAAUGCACAGAUAAGGUACUGUUUGUUGAAGUAAGUUAUCGGUAGUUUUCACUUCUAUUAACACGGAUGUCAUCUUAUUUUAGUUUUUAUGUGAUUCCAUUAUGUGGCAUAUGAUUUUUUCCCCUGCAAAUAUUAGGAGUUAAUUUUUGUGUGUCCUUAAUAAGCAGUAAUGUUUUACUAUUGAAAUGGCAGUAUGAAGUCUGGCUAAUUAGGUACUACCAGUAGUUUUUUUUUUUAAAAUUAAAUUGCAGAUAAGGUUUAUAGCUCUUAUACUGUAGUUUUUUCAAGGGGAGCCUUGGCGUAACCGGUAAAGUUGCUGUCAUGUGAUUAGGAGGUCACA
Messenger RNA from Nicotiana attenuata, 2249 nucleotides. RefSeq lists its product as uncharacterized. The coding region runs from base 934 to 1923 and encodes 329 amino acids. The record is from RefSeq and is a predicted model, not a curated record. NCBI's taxonomy places the organism in Eukaryota, Viridiplantae, Streptophyta, Magnoliopsida, Solanales, Solanaceae. The transcript has 3 exons.